AUGUUGUUAUUGCAUCUUGUUAGACCCUGGACACCAAUGAAUGUAACCACUACUACGGCCGCAACUGGUGAUGAAAAAGAUGAUGGCGACAAGACAGAUCAAGGAGAUGUCACAGAGUCUGGCACAGCUACAGCUGCAGUAACAGAUGACGCUGAUGUUCCUACUGACGGAGACAGUGGAACAACUGGAGAUCCCGAUACUGGUGGGGCAAAUUCAGCAUCGGGAGAGAGAACAACGAUAGAACCGUCGGAAUAA
Molecule: messenger RNA, 255 nt
Organism: Arctia plantaginis
Lineage: Eukaryota; Metazoa; Arthropoda; Insecta; Lepidoptera; Erebidae
Source: the annotation of a GenBank genome assembly